Molecule: messenger RNA, 897 nt
Organism: Vitrella brassicaformis
Lineage: Eukaryota; Vitrellaceae
Source: the annotation of a GenBank genome assembly
GUAAACACACGCCCACGCACACGCAAGCUUGCCGCCCUUGCCAGCCUCCGGUGGAGCGUCGGUGACGGUGAGGGAGAAGUUUGCCUCGCGCCACUCGCAGUCCUUGAGGCCCCUCGACGGCGGAUCGAAGACGCCCACGAAAGCAAACAGAUGCCGCGGGAAUGCGCUGUGGCUGACCACCACCACCACCACAGGGUCCUCUCCCACCGCCUUUUUCUCGUCCAGCAGCCGCUCAAACGUCUCCAGAUCCUCCCUCACACUCCACCUCCUUCUACCCAGCCCAUCUCGCCCUCCCCCUCGCCCUGCGAUAGUGCCCACCCCCCCCUAUAGUAGGGAGGGGUAGGUCUGUGCGAUGAGGCCCUUGAUCUCCUCGAUGAGCGGGCCCAGCGAUGUGUUGGCAGGUGGGUCGAUGGUGGGGGGGGUGGAAGCGAAGCACGCCUUGGCCAUCUUCAGGUCCAGCAGCUCGUCGGGCGGCCCGUUGUGGCUCCUGAUGUCGCAAUCAAUGUCCUCCAGCAGCUUGCUGUGCAGCUUCUCCGCGUCGGCCAGGGCGUCCACCGCGCAGCCCCGCUGUGGCCACUGGGUGACCAGACGAUGGAAAAUCCUCUCCUCGACCUUCUCGACCUUCUCGACCUUCUCGACCAGCCCGCCGGCAAACCCCCGGAAGCGCUUCCCCCACGCAGGGUGGCCGGCCAGUGCGCAGAGGCCGACCGUCACGGCCACGCCGUACGUGUCGGUGUACUGGUCGGUGAUCCUCCGCCAAUGCUUUGCGCGAUGGCGGUGCAGGUAGCAGAAGGGGAGGAAGGGCAUGGCGGUGAGGAGCUCGAGCUUCUCGUGGGGCUCCUCCUUGUGGGGCUCCUCCUUGGGCAGCUCUCUGGCCAUCUCGUGGUCAAUUACGAC